AUGGCAUUGGUGCAGCCGCCGCUGCUGGUCCUGGGGGCGACCGCCCUCCUCCUUCUGGGGGGCUGCUCUGGUGAAGACUGCAGGGAUGAAGGAGAUGAAGACCUCUGCAGCCCUUUCUGCUUCCUCAAUGAAUUCCAGUGCCAGAACGGGCAAUUCGUCCCUGAGCUUUGGACCUGUGAUGGGUAUGACGACUGUGGUGAUGACAGCGACGAAGCUGGCUGCCCUUGCCAGUUCUUCCAGUGCAAGAAUGGGCACCGGGUCGAGGAGAGCGAACUCUGCAAUGGAGAUGACAACUGUCGGGACGGCAGCGACGAAGCUGGUUGCGCCUGCACUGACAGCCAGUUCCAGUGCACCAAUGGGCGCUGUGUGCCCAUCGAACUGAGCUGCGACGGGUUUGACCACUGCGGAGAUGACAGUGACGAAGCCAACUGCAACUGCACCGAGUCCCAGUUCCAGUGCCGGAACGGGCGCUGCAUUUACGAGUUUUGGACCUGUGAUGGAGUUGACCACUGUCUGGAUGACAGCGAUGAAGCCAACUGUACUUGUGCCAGUGACCAGUUCACAUGCAAGAACCAGCGCUGCGUCCCUGAACUUUCGGCCUGUGAUGGGGAAGACAACUGUGGGGACAACAGCGAUGAGAACAAUGCCCUCUGUGCUGUUCAGGGCUCCACCGCACUCUCUCUCUUCUAUUUCCGCACAGUAGUGACCAAAUUUGACCAGGGAUUGCCCCGUUUCAUAGAAGUGGGCUACAUGGAUGAUCAGCCCAUCGAGUACUUUGACAGCCACACCAGAAGGGUGCUCCCUCGGGCACCCUGGAUGGAGGAGAAUCUGAAUGAGCAGUACUGGAACGAACAGACCGACCUUGUGCACGUUAACGAGAGGUGGCUCCGAGAUUACCUCUUGAUUCUGCAGAAUCACUACAACCAGACUGGGGAGUUUCACACCUUCCAGUGUGUCCAGGGCUGUGAACUGAGUGAAGACCAGACCAAAAGGAGGUAUUAUCACCGGGAAGCUUAUGACGGGAGGGACCUCGACAGAAGGGCCCAUGAGGAGACGGGUCACUGGAAAUACUUCCGCCACGAGGACUGCAUCGAAGAGCUGAAGGAAUACCUGGACUAUGGGAGAAAAGCUCUCCAGAGGAAAGAGUCCCCAAUAGUGAAAAUGAUGCACAGAAAGGGCAACGCCAGUCUGGAAACCCUCGUCUGCCGGAUCUAUGGCUUCUACCCCAAGCGAAUCAAGGUCACCUGGAGGAAGGACGGGGCAGUUCGGGAGCAGGAGACUCUCCGUGGGGGUGUCGUCCCCAACUGGGAUGGGACCUUCUACACCUGGCUCAGUAUCCAGAUCGAUCCCCAGGACCGGGACCACUACCAGUGCCAUGUGGAACACGUUGCCCUGGAGCAGGCUGACUCAACAUGGCCCAUUGUGGCGGGCGUCUUGGGGGCUGUGGCUGCCCUUCUGCUCCUGGCCGGGAUCCUUUGGUACAUCACAAGGGCCCGAGUGUCUGCCAACAACCUCAGAGCGUGA
Euleptes europaea (tarantolino) is the source of this 1524-nucleotide messenger RNA. Its product is annotated as class I histocompatibility antigen, F10 alpha chain-like. The transcript has 8 exons. Gene Ontology annotation, molecular function: protein binding. The coding region runs from base 1 to 1524 and encodes 507 amino acids. The record is from RefSeq and is a predicted model, not a curated record. Gene Ontology annotation, biological process: immune response. Lineage: Eukaryota; Metazoa; Chordata; Lepidosauria; Squamata; Sphaerodactylidae. Gene Ontology annotation, cellular component: external side of plasma membrane.